Messenger RNA from Penicillium riverlandense, 1638 nucleotides. RefSeq names its product ferulic acid Esterase/Feruloyl esterase. NCBI's taxonomy places the organism in Eukaryota, Fungi, Ascomycota, Eurotiomycetes, Eurotiales, Aspergillaceae. The record is from RefSeq and is a predicted model, not a curated record. The coding region runs from base 1 to 1638 and encodes 545 amino acids. The transcript has 4 exons.
AUGCGAUUCCCUCAUUAUCUAUCGUAUUUUGCUCUGAGCAGCUUAUUUGCAAUCCCGGCUACCUGCAGACUAUCAUGCACCGAAGAUUCAAUAUCUAAGUUUCUAUCAUCGUUCGGCCAUGUGAACGCAAGAGUCCUGCGGACCUAUCACAUUGCCAAGGGAGAUACCUUUCAUGUUCCUGCAAGUGAUAUCGCCUACCCAGAGUCCCCUACGGAAUUACCAGAACUCUGUGCCAUUCAGAUUAAUGUUACCUCAAGUCCGGAGUCAGCGUACUCAUUUGGGCUGUUCUUGCCAGUGCAGUGGAAUGACAGAUUUUUAGCUGUCGGGAACGGCGGUUUUGCCGGAGGAAUCAAUUGGGUGGAUAUGGGCGUUGGCGCACGAUAUGGAUUCGCCUCUAUGUCUACAGAUACCGGCCAUAAUAGCAGCUCUUUCGACGGAAGCUGGGCCUCUGAUGCACCCGAGAAGUUGAUUGAUUGGGGCUACCGCGCAAUGCACGGCUCGGUUGUGCUCGCUAAAGAAGUGAUUGAAGCAUACUAUGGCCAGAAGCUGAGAUAUAACUACUACAGCGGAUGCUCAACCGGUGGUCGUCAAGGUCUGCGAUCGGUAGAGCUAUUUCCAGACGAUUUCGACGGCGUUAUUGCAGGCUCACCUGCCUGGUGGACUUCCCAUUUGCAGACAUGGACGGUCAAAGCCGGAACGUACAACGCGUUUCCGUCCAGCCAGAUUCCCCAGAGUAUGUUCACGCUCAUAGGUGACGAAAUAAUCAAGCAGUGUGAUCCCCAAGAUGGGCUCCGUGAUAAUAUUGUAUCGGCACCUCAGCAAUGCAAUCUUAAUCUUGAGACUUUGCUAUGCGGAAAGGUAUCUCAAACAGACUGUCUGAGUCCCGCACAGCUCGAUACUCUACGCCUUAUUUAUUCCGACUAUGUCGAUGUGAAUCAGACUUUCGUGUUUCCUCAUCUUCUGCCAGGAAGUGAAUCUCAGUGGGAGGUCUUGAUUAACAACGGUACUGCCAAUCCGCUUGGAACAAGUUAUGUGCAAAAUUUUCUCGGGUUGGGAAAGCAGUGGACACAAGAGCAGUUUGACUACAGUGUAGUCCAGCUUGCUGACCAUCUCGAUCCCGGAAAUGCAACUGCGAACGAUUUUGACAUCUCACCUUUCCAGAAGAAAGGUGGCAAGUUGUUAAUGUAUCAUGGCAUGGCAGAUGGAUUGAUUCCAACAGACAGCAGUCUGUAUUAUUAUAAUCAAGUUACCAAUGCUCUGGUGCCGAAGGGUAUUGAGUUGGACAGAUUUUACCGAUUUUUCUACGUUCCUGGGAUGCAACACUGCGGCGGCACACCACAAAAUAUGCAUGCCCCAUGGUACUUUGCUGGUCCUAAUCAGGCUCCAGACUUAUCGUCCAGCCUGCACAGCGUCCCUGGCUUUAGUGAUCCAACCCAUGAUAUUCUGUUGGCGUUGAUGGACUGGGUUGAGAAAGGUACUGCACCUGAAAAGAUGGUUGCCACAACCUGGAGGAACGACACGGCUCAAGACGUGGUGUAUCGCCAACGGCCGCUGUGCUUUUAUCCACAGAAGGCUGUGUAUAAGGGUAGAGGGGAUCCAAAUGAGGCACAAAACUGGGAUUGUCAGGCCUGGUAUUAA